Psylliodes chrysocephalus is the source of this 4085-nucleotide messenger RNA. The record is from the annotation of a GenBank genome assembly. Lineage: Eukaryota; Metazoa; Arthropoda; Insecta; Coleoptera; Chrysomelidae.
AAAUAACUGUCACUUGUCAGUUAUUAGACCAAAAAAAACUUUAUAUUUUUACCCAACGUAUUUGUGCACAACAUAAAUAAAUGCCAUAAUGAAUAAAUCUAAAGAAUAUAUAAUUCCAAUUCAAAUGGAAGAUGACAUUAUUGAGCAAAAAGAAGACGAAGAAAUAGUUAAAAUUAAUGAUGGCAGUCUGAACGAAACUAACGAAGAUACAAUAGAAUGCAGUCCCAAUGGAUCACCGGAAGAAUUCAUCAUAGAACCAAAGAAAACGAUCAAAAUAAAACCGUUCACAGAAAUCAAAGACUGCGAGGAAUAUUUAAGAAAAUACGACGAGUUCGAGGAACGCAAUAAAUACUCAUUAUUAAACAUAAACGUCCCAGAAAAAAUUAUUUUAGUCAUAGAUCGUGCUCAGGAUGAGAAUUGUACUAAUUUUACAGCAGGUAAUGCUAGAUAUACCCCAAUGACUAUGCUAAGAAGGUGUUUACACUUAUUUGUAAAAUUAAAAAAUAAUAUAAAUAAAAACCACGAAUUCGCUAUAGUUUUAUUAAACGAAAACGAUGUAACGUGGGCCAUGCCUUUUACCAGUGAUAUGAGAAAAGUGAACAAUUUUAUAGAAAAAAUUACUUUGUGUGAAGUUGAAGACACUUUUGAUAUGAAUUUACUAUUUGAAGAAAUUCUACCGAAUAUCAAUGUACCAGAAGAAGAAAUAGCCCCUCCCUAUUUAAUUCGUAUGAUAAUAUUUUACGGUCGAUCCUAUACCAUUCCUAAAAUAGAAUUUAAUAAAGAAAUUAAGGAUUUAUUGAAAAAACCUUUCUUUAUCUGUGAUGUCUUGAUGACUCAUGAACCUGCUGAUAAAAGCAAUCACUGUAACAAGAUAUUUGAUUGUUUGGGGAAUAUGGAUAGAAAAGGGAUUUCUUAUUUCAUUCCUGUAGGUAGAAAUACUUUGAGAUUACAUAAUGGUAUGGCUAAAUUAUUGGGACAUGGAUUGCAGAGGCCUAUACAGAAAUUCUUGAAAAUUUAAUAAUUCUUUAUAAAAAAAAUUAUCUGAACACUUUAUUAUUUUGUAUAUUUGUUACUUAUUAUCAGUAGCAUCAAUUUAUAAGCUGUAUAAUUAAAAAAUAAAAGUAUUGAUUAUAGUGUUUAUUUAAUUGAUAAACUGCUUAAACUCACAUGUACCCCAUAAAGUAAUUUACUUCAUUUAUUUAACACACUAAGCACCAAAGUGAUUUUCAAUUUUUUGAAUAAAUGUUUUAAUUUUUACACAGUCGUUUUUUCUUAUUAGCUAAACCCAAAUACACCACAGUAAUUGACCAGGCCAAGGCUUGGUUUUCUUCAUAUAAAAGGCAUUAAAACCGUGUGUAUGUAAGAUACACAAACAUUUAAACACAAUUUGUUGGAUGUAUCUUUUUCGAUUCACAAUGGUUCUGACAGUGUGCAUCGAAAAGGAUACAUCGGCGCUUAGAGUGUUAAGACACGCCUUACUAUUAAAGUUAAAAUCAAAAUGUAGGAUUAGAAUUCAACAUAAAUCUAUUUGUAAACAGUUCAAUGAAAUAUAAAAUUGGUUAAAGCACUUAAUCAUGUGAUAUUUUAAAUUUUGAUGGUAGCAUUGAGUUUUCUCUCAAUUUUUACCUUUUUUUUUUCUGUAUAUAGAUAAAGAAAGUAUAGGAAUCAUGAUUUUUUUGACGGAUUUUUAUGUAAUACAGAAUUGGCAUUUAUAAAAGGACGUACUGUUAGAAUAAAAACUCACUCUACAUUAAAUAUUUUAAUGAACAAGACAUUGUGAAAAAUAUUCAAGAUAAAUUACCUAUAUUAAAAGGCCACAUACAAUUCGAAAUAGGGAUGUAUUUAAAAAGAGGCACAACUGGCACAGUCUCUUAAAACGAUUUUAUUACAAUUAAUUAAAAACAAGUAAAUUUGUUUUUAUUUAAUUAUAUGUAUUCUACUAAAAAUUAAAUCAAUUUUAAAAUAACUACCGAAAUAUAGUGGUAUAAAAAAAUUAAAUAUCAUUUUAGCUCGAUAUUUUAAAAACAAUAUGUAAUAAAAAAUAGACUAGAGUGCCUCCUAGAAAUAAAUGGCAAAAUUUUAAUCAUGUAUACAAUUUAUCUAACGCCAAUAACUGUUAAAUAUUUUUUCCUAAAACCUCCUCAAAUAGUAGUUUUUUUAACACGUUAACUGUCCUAAUGGUAUUUUUCCGCAAACCGUUACACGUCUCCAUUUAAAUUUGUAUGCCCCAUAUGUGGUUCACAGGACUCUGUGAUAAAUUAAUGUAAGUCCUACGACCUAUAUAUGGAUCGUAAAAUAAAACCUUGAAUAUUUGGCAACGUUUCGCAAUAAGCACGUGUUCUGUGUUUCAGCCCGCCAAUAUUGAUUGGUAGCAAAGCGAGUUAGAAGAUAUCGCGGAAAAUCUAUCCGAAAUAAGUUCUGCCAGUGAUUUUGAUUCAGACGACAGUGUGGCAGACCCGCAUUACGGAAAUGAAGAUGGCGAUUCAAGUUUUAAUAAAGAAACGGAUGAUAGUGACAUUCAAGAUGAAAGAUGAAAGAAUGAGAGUGAUCCCGAUUUUCUACUAUAGAAUGUUACUGGAAAAACGACCCAUUGUAUUACCAUUAACUUUUCCACCGACUUCCUAUAAGGUAUAACCGUUUUACAUUUCGGCAUUUCAAAGACAAAACAAUACCUUCAGAAGCCGCUUGUCAAAAAUUGCACACUUGUGGACAAAACGAUGGUUCCUUUCAAAGGCGUCUGCAGUUUCGUCAGUAUAAUCCAUCAAAAGCCCAUAGAUAUGGUAUCAAACCAUUCAAAGUGUGCUCUCCACUUGGAUACACUUGGGAUCUAAACAUUUACAGUGGACAAAAUGAAAGACGCCAAGGACUAGAUCUUCCUGGCAGUACAGUUGUUGAACUAGUUGAUCCCUUGUUAAAUGCUGGAAGAUUAGUUAUAACUGACGAUUAUUAUAUAAGCAUUGAACUUGCCAAAUACCUCUACAAGAGGAAAACAAAUUUGUUAGGAACUGUGAGAAAAAAUAGAAUAGGCCUGCCCAAAGAUGUAGUCAACUGCAAACUAAAAAAAGGACAGAUAAUUACCAAACAAAAUAAUUGUAUAACAUUCUUCAAGCGGCACGAUCAAAGUGAUGUCCAUAUGCUAUCCACGUGCCAUGAUCAUCAAAUGAAAGUUUAUGAAAAAAAGAAAUGAAGAAGAUAAAAUCAAACCCUUAGCUAUAAUAGAGUAUAACAAGGGAAAGUAGGGGGUAGACAUAUCAGACCAAUGGUUCAAAAAAUUGGCCAUUGAAAUAAUUUGUGGGACCCUCAUUGUCAAUACUUUUAUUCUGUAUAAUUCUGCGCGUCCAGUGAAAGAUCAGUCAUCAAUGAUUAAAUUUGUGAAUUGCACCAUAUUCCGACAUCAUGAACAGAUCUGGGCCAUGAGCUUGUAAACCAUUAAUUUUAGGAGGAUACCCUUUUCGAUUUAUGUAUUGAUUUCCAUGACCACGGAUCUUUUUUAUACUUAUGUAAGUACAAUCAAUGACACCUACUGCGCAGGAAAAACUAUAUAUUGUUUUGAACUUUUCUUUGCCCAUAUGUAUAUCUUCGAAGACAUUUUAUUUAAGAGCUAGGUUUUUCUAUAAUUUUAUUCAUAACCUGCGUCACAACUUUUGAAACUGAAGAUGGUGGACUCCCAAAUCUUCUCCUAGCCCAGAUUGAAAAUCUGGGUAUGCUACAUAAAUCAAAAAUAUUUUUGGUUAAACUGAAACUGCCUCGAAGGAGACUCCACUUAUAUGGAGUAGAAACUCAGAUUUUUAAGCACAAAUUUAUUUUUAUUCGUAAGAAAAUUAAGUUUGUACUCACUUCAAAUUGUACAUAAGAGUAUCUACUAAUGAUGAGCAACUACCUUUAGUUUUUAUUCAUACAGAUUGAAGUAUUUACUUCACAAUUAUUAGCAUGAAGUACAUGCUCUGCUUUAUUCAUAUUAGCCAUUACUGGACAAGUAAUUAUGAGGUAUUGAUCAAUUUGUUUGCGAAUUUAAGAGAAAUAAAGAGUAUUCUAAAAAAAAAAAUAGUUAUACCGCCAAAAAUAAUCUGCAAAAGGAUGAAAGA